AUGGGUAAACCAGUCGAAGACUUGGCCGUGAUCCCCGGCGAUGACCUGCCUUGGUGGAAGCACGCCCACCUGCGGAAGCUCAACUUCAUUACCUUGUCUAUGGUCUUGUUCUCUUCCGCCAACGGCUACGAUGGAUCCAUCAUGGGCGGUCUCCUUGCCCUGCCUCAAUGGAAGGCGUUUACGCACAACCCCGCAGGCGCAUAUCUCGGCUGGAUGACUGGUAUUUACUGGCUCGGAAACGGUAUCGCCUUCCCCGUUGCCGCAAUGUGCUCCAACCGCUGGGGUCGCAAGCCUGGUAUCUAUGUCGGAUACAUGUUCCUCGUCCUCGGCGUUGUCAUGCAAACGGCAGCUCAGAAUGAAGUAACCUUCACCUAUGCCCGUCUCUUCAUCGGUAUCGCCGCCUCGUGGCUCGGAAACUCUGCUCCUCUCUUGAUCAACGAGAUCGCCCACCCAAAGCAACGGUCCAUCGCCAACGCCCUGUUCAUGGUCGGUUGGUAUUUUGGCGGUACCCUCUGCGGCUGGGUCACCUUUGCCUGCCGUAACAUUGCCUCGGACUGGUGCUGGCGUAUUCCCGUCGUCAUCCAGCUCGUCCUUCCCUUCGUUGCUCUGCCCGGCUUCCUCUUAGCCCCUGAGAGUCCUCGUUGGCUGAUUAGUGUUGGGCGUGUCGAGGAGGCCACUGAGAUUCUAACCAAACACCAUGCAGGUGGUGACAGAAAUGACCCCUUGGUGACCUACCAGGUCGUCGAAAUCCAGUCCACCAUCGCCGCAGAAAAGGAGGCUUCCGCCAGCGCUUCGUACUCCGACAUGAUCAAAUCACCAGGAAACCGUCACCGUCUCUUUAUCUCUGUAACUCUCGGCAUCUACGCUCAGUGGUGUGGCAACGGUGUAGUCUCUUAUUAUCUCGCGCUGAUUUUGGACUCAAUUGGAGUCACGUCGGUUACAAACCAGACCUUGAUCUCGGCUUGCUUGAACGUGUGGAACCUGCUGUGGGCAAUCGCUGCCGCCACCAGCGUCGACAAGCUGGGUCGCCGUUUCCUAUUCUUGACUUCUGCCAGCGUCAUGUUGGUCAGCUUCAUCAUCAUCACUGGCCUCAGUGGUUCCUUCGCCACGACUCAAUCGUCAAGCGUAGGGUCUUCGGUCAUCCCAUUCCUGUUCAUCUUCUUUGCUGGUUACGACAUUGCCAUGACCCCCUUCCUCACAGCCUACCCUUGCGAGAUCUGGCAAUUCAGCCUCCGGUCCCGAGGUCUCACCGUCAGCUGGUGCUCAACCGUCAUCGCCAUCUUCAUCAACACCUUUGUGAACCCCAUCGCCUUGGAGGCUAUUCACUGGAAGUACUACAUCGUCUUCAUAGUGAUGCUUAUUCUACUUUGGGUCACCGUCUUCUUCGCUUACCCUGAGACUCGCGGACAUACCUUGGAGCAAAUGGCGGUCGUCUUUGAUGGCGAAGAUGCUGCGGUUCCCCCUGCGGCUGCUGUGAGCGAGAAGACCGAAGCUUUAAUUACCCAUGGAGACGUCAAUGAUAAGAGGCAGUAUCAGAGCGAUGCUGAACACAGAGUCUGA
Colletotrichum orchidophilum is the source of this 1560-nucleotide messenger RNA. RefSeq names its product sugar transporter. The transcript is spliced from 3 exons. Gene Ontology annotation, biological process: carbohydrate transport; transmembrane transport. Gene Ontology annotation, molecular function: carbohydrate:proton symporter activity. Lineage: Eukaryota; Fungi; Ascomycota; Sordariomycetes; Glomerellales; Glomerellaceae. Gene Ontology annotation, cellular component: membrane. The record is from RefSeq and is a predicted model, not a curated record. The coding region runs from base 1 to 1560 and encodes 519 amino acids.